Meriones unguiculatus (Mongolian gerbil) is the source of this 1141-nucleotide messenger RNA. RefSeq names its product mitochondrial ribosomal protein L28 (gene Mrpl28). The record is from RefSeq and is a predicted model, not a curated record. Gene Ontology annotation, cellular component: mitochondrial large ribosomal subunit. The coding region runs from base 77 to 850 and encodes 257 amino acids. Gene Ontology annotation, molecular function: structural constituent of ribosome. Lineage: Eukaryota; Metazoa; Chordata; Mammalia; Rodentia; Muridae. The transcript has 5 exons.
AAGGCGCACGUUCGGUGACGCUCUUCCGGUUCCGUCAGGCGCGGGCGCGCAACUCCAAGGGGUAGAGGGUCGCGCAAUGCUUCUGCACAAGUAUCCUGUGCACCUGUGGCAGAAGUUGCGGCUGCAGCAAGGUAUCUACGCGCGCUUGCCCGCCCACUUUCUGCGCUCGCUGGAAGAAGAGCGGACACCGACCCCGGUACACUUCAAACCUCACGGGGCCAAGUUCAAGAUCAACCCCAAGAAUGGGCAGCGCGAGCGCGUUGAGGACGUACCCAUUCCAAUAUACUACCCCCCAGAGUCCCAGCGGGGACUGUGGGGUGGAGAAGGGAUCAUUUUGGGCUACAGAUACUCCAACAACGACAAGCUCUCCACGAGGGUGAAGAAGGUGUGGAAACCUCAGUUGUUCACUCGAGAGCUUUACAGUGAAAUCCUGGACAAGAAAUUCACCGUGACUGUGACCAUGAGGACCCUGGAUCUCAUUGACGAGGCCUACGGACUGGAUUUCUAUAUUCUCAAGACCCCAAAGGAGGACCUGUGCUCCAAGUUUGGCAUGGACCUGAAGCGAGGGAUGCUGCUGAGGCUUGCUCGCCAGGACCCCAUGCUACAUCCUGAUAACCCUGAGCGGAGAGCAGCCAUCUAUGACAAGUACAAGAGUUUUGUCAUCCCGGAGGCAGAGGCUGAGUGGGUUGGCCUGACACUGGAGGAGGCUGUGGAGAAACAGAGGCUUCUGGAGGAAAAGGACCCUGUACCCCUGUUCAAGGUCUACGUAGAGGAGCUGGUCCAGCGGCUUCAGGAGCAGGUUCUGUCCAGGCCCGCAGUGGUGCAGAAGAGAGCCGGUGACCACGCCUGACCACCGGGCUCAGCCUCCUCUGUGGGCAUUUAGCACUGUGGACACAGUUGGGGUGGGCAAGAGGACCACCUGUGGGCAGUGAGCGAGCCCCACUUGGCAUGUGCUGACCACACAGCUCCUGUAGUAGAAUUUUCAGAGAAACCUUCUGUGCCAGGACUCUUGGAGGUCUGGAGCGGAGCAGAUUCCUGUCCAAAAGCUGGUCAAGUCCUUACAGCAUUCUAGUUCUUGGGCUGGAGUAAAUAAAGUCUAAGGUAGUCUGCGCCACAGUAAAAUGUGUUGGUUUGCUUGGAA